This is a messenger RNA of Melitaea cinxia (Glanville fritillary), 1843 nucleotides long. It is a transcript of the gene Su(var)2-10, whose product is annotated as E3 SUMO-protein ligase PIAS3. Gene Ontology annotation, biological process: regulation of transcription by RNA polymerase II; protein sumoylation. The coding region runs from base 134 to 1843 and encodes 569 amino acids. The transcript has 11 exons. Lineage: Eukaryota; Metazoa; Arthropoda; Insecta; Lepidoptera; Nymphalidae. Gene Ontology annotation, molecular function: transcription coregulator activity; SUMO ligase activity; zinc ion binding. The record is from RefSeq and is a predicted model, not a curated record.
CUAUGGCCAACCAAUGUGGCUACCGCACACUGACCAACGAGCGUCAAGUUAUGGCGUUUUGUGCAAGACAUUCGUAAAUAGUUUAUAUAUGUGUUAUUAACUAUCAGUGUAUCUUUUUUAACUUAAAUUUAAUAUGAACAGAUAUUACGAUUACGGUAACGCUAUAUCAUGGAACAACCAGGCGCUGUCGUCGGGCCCCGGCAGCGGCGGCCAGGGCAAGGACCCGCUCGCGCCCGCGCUGCCCGGCUCGCGCGCCAUGUACCAGCACCCCGCCGUCACGGGCUACAACCCGCAGGACUCGCGCUCGCAGUCCAUGCCGGUCACGGCUCGUCAGAACCAGAUGUACGCGAGCGGCAUGUACCACGGCUACAGCGGCGCGGGCGGCGCCACCCUCGCGCCCAUGCCCUCGCCCUCGCCCACCGCGCCGCUGCCGCCCUUCCCGGUACACCCCGACGUUAAGUUUAAGAAGUUACCAUUCUACGACGUGCUGGCUGAGCUGAUGAAGCCGUCGACUAUGAUGCCGAUGCAGGCGGGCCGCAUGCAGGAGGGCACCUUCGUCUUCCACCUCACUCCGCAGCAGGCCACCGAGAUAGCGUCGGGAAAAGAUAUAGUCGGAACUAGUAAUAAGCUCGAUUAUGUUAUACAGGCCCAACUAAGAUUUUGUCUACUAGAAACUUCAUGUGAACAAGAAGAUCACUUCCCACCUAGCGUUAAUGUUAAAGUUAAUAAUAAGAUGUGUCCAUUACCAAAUCCAAUACCAACAAACAAGCCAACACCAGAGCCGAAACGACCACCUCGGCCUGUGAACAUUUCUUCUUUAGUGAAACUAUCUCCCACAGUGCCAAACACAAUCCACGUGACAUGGGCAACAGAUUUCACUAGAGGCUUUGCGCUUGGUGUGUUCAUGGUUCGGAAGCUGACGUCAGCGGAACUAUUGCAGAGGUUGAAAAACAAGGGCACAAAAAAUGCAGACUACACAAGAUCAUUAAUUAAGGAAAAGUUAUCAGAAGAUUAUGACAAUGAAAUAGCGACCACGUCACUAAGGGUAUCUCUGAUGUGUCCGCUGGGCAAGAUGAGGAUGUCGUGUCCGUGCCGACCGGCCAACUGCCCUCACUUGCAGUGUUUUGAUGCCUCGCUGUUCCUGCAGAUGAAUGAGCGAAAACCCACUUGGCUCUGUCCUGUCUGUGACCGUCCCGCGCCUUAUGAUUCCUUGGUAGUUGACGGGUACUUCCAGGAGGUGCUGACGUCGCCGCGGCUGGCGAGCGAGUGCAACGAGAUCCAGCUGCACGCGGACGGCAGCUGGUCUGCGCACGCGCCGCCCGCGCGCCCGCCGCCCGUGCAGCCCGCCGCCGCCGAGCCCGUCACGCUCAUCUCCGAUGACCUCGAAGUGAUACCUGUGGACGGUAACAGUAACAGUGGAGCGAAACGCGCGGCCGUGGGCGAUGGAAGAACGCCUAAACCGUCGGAAGUACUAGUGGACCUCACAUCUGAUUCUGAAGAUGAGCUGCCUCUCAAGAGAAAAGUUCCACAGCCAAAGAAUUCGCCACCUUCUGUAGAAACAACCAUAAAAUCAGACGACACAUAUACAACAUCAAGUGCGGAGGCGGUGUCGUCGAGCGGCUACCGCUCGCCGGGCGGCGCGGUGAUCUCGCUGGACAGCCCGUCCCCGCCCGCGCCCGCCUCGCCGCCCGCCGCGCACGCGCGCGCGCACGACGCCUCGCCGCGCUCCUCCGUCUCCGACCACUGCACAAGUAAUAAUACGGAAGAAAAUGAUGCCACACCGUCACACUGGGCGCCCUACGCAGAAUCGGAAAGGGAAUCUCAUGAUGCAUACCGAAGGUAG